GGGCCAUAAGUCCACGUGCCGUGUUGAUUAUCCUGCUUUCGGAGUAAAAACUAAAGCGCUGACUUCGUCGGUUGGAAAAAGUUGCUCUGGUUAUUUCGCCUUAUUUUUUUUGACAAUGAAUGCAUUGUGGCCGCUUUGGUUUCUAUAGGCCCGCUGGACAAUUAGGAAGCUGAGCUGCCAGUAUUGUGGGGCUCGCGCAGGGGGGGUUGGGCUUUCACUUUGUCAGCACUGCAUUGCAAAAAAAAUGUACCGGACUGGCCGCGACCGUUCACCUCCGCACGAGCCGUGUCGCAGCCAUGAGUCGCAAGCGCUCCCACUGCACUGCACGUCUGGCGGCAAGAACGGGUCUUUCGUCUCCGUAGCUGCGGCUUAGCGCGUCCGCGGAGCAGCUCCACCCCGCUCCCCACCAGGACUGUCGCGUUGCGGAAAUGGCUGCUGGAGGGUCCUGCUCCCCCAGUAACGGAACUUGCUUCCACCGGGGAUACAGUGCUGUUGCUGCUGACACAGGUGACGAACUCGCACGGAUGGCGGACGCCCUCUGUCUAGAAGCGGCAACGCAGCGCGCGGACAUCCAAGCCUCCAGUGAGGAAGCCCGUUCAUCCAUGCCACAGCGGCCUUCUGGGGCAACGGCCUCCAGCACGGGGGCGCACAGGAAGGCCCGUAGCCUGGACUACAAGAAUGGGGACAGGGGGGACGGGGGGCCACAUCAGGGCCUCUCCGGGAGUUUGUCGGUCCUCCCCCAAUCUUACACCCCCGAGAGGGCAGCAGUGCCUGGGAUUCGCCCGUGCACUGACUGCCAGAGGGCCGGCUUUGCCCCCAGGCGGGGCUCAGGGGUGAACCUUCCCCCGCCGCCCCUCCCAGGCUCUGGGGCGAGCCCCCCAAGGGCGUUGUUGCCGGGGGAACGGGGCGUCGGCUCGGCCCCCGCCCUGAGGAGGCGGGUCCUGUCGCACAGCAGCACGGAGCAGGGAGAGGAAGAGGAGGAGGGGGAGGAGGAGGAGGAAGAGCAGGAGGAGGAGGCCCUGCUGGUCGGCCCGCCCCUGGCCGCGCCCUCGCUGACCCCCGCAGUGGAGAGGAGGCUGAGUAAGAGGGAGAGGAGCCGGCUGAAGCUCCUGAGGAGGAAGCAGAGGAGGAGGGACCGCUGGAUUCAGAGCCAGCUGCAGGAGCACAGACAGAGCUCGACGGGGAACGCGACGAGCAGCAGCGAGGACGAGGACCCGCCCGCGGGCGACCGGGACGGCCUGAUCUGCGCCGUGUGCCUGGACGUCUACUUCAGCCCCUACAUGUGCCACCCCUGCGGCCAUGUCUUCUGCGAGCCCUGCCUGCGCACGCUGGCCAAGAACAGCCCCGCCAGCACCCCCUGCCCCCUCUGCCGCACCCUCAUCACCCACGUCUUCUUCCAGAAAGAGCUCAAUCACACCGCCCGGACCUUCUUCCCCAAAGAGUACCUGUCCAGGAAGCAGAACUUCCAGAGGGCCAGCUGCUCAAAAUGGCCGCUUCCCAGCUGUAAAAAACUCUUCCGUAUAUUUGGGGGGUUCCGGCGGCAGGCCAGCCCCAUCACGCGCCGGCAGUUCCCGCACGGAGGGUACCGCCUGGACGCCCUGGACUUUGAGGACGCCUCUCGCGGCUGGAGGUUCGACAUGGACAUGGUGAUCAUCUACAUCUACUCCGUCAACUGGGUCAUCGGCUUCAUCGUCUUCUGUUUCCUCUGCUACUUCUUCUUCCCUUCCUUCUGAGUCCUGGCCGCUGAGCCUCAAAACAGGCCUUUAUAACCACUUUAUAACACCUUUAUAAAUGCUCAAUUAAGCCAAUGGUCUAGUCAACUUUGUGUGGGAUCUGGCAACUCGUGCUUCCUUCCAACCCAGAGUUACUAAUGUUUAUUAUUGUACCUAGCAUCAACUAUUUUCAAAAGUGUAUUUUUAAAGAAUUGUGUAUAAUGCAGUUACUAACCCUUUACUCAUUAAUUCAUUUAUAAAAACGCUUCUUAAUCGUGCAGACUCAAAGCCCCCAUGUGGAAUGAUGGGGAAACUUCUGGCUGAUGUUUUUUCUUUUUCAGCAAAACAUGGAGAAAAAAAGAGUGUUUUCAUUUUUUUUUAGCAAGAUUGUCAGUGAUA
This is a messenger RNA of Anguilla anguilla (European eel), 2111 nucleotides long. RefSeq names its product E3 ubiquitin-protein ligase RNF180. The record is from RefSeq and is a predicted model, not a curated record. Bases 429 to 1733 code for a protein of 434 amino acids. Gene Ontology annotation, molecular function: ubiquitin protein ligase activity; ubiquitin conjugating enzyme binding. Gene Ontology annotation, cellular component: endoplasmic reticulum membrane. NCBI's taxonomy places the organism in Eukaryota, Metazoa, Chordata, Actinopteri, Anguilliformes, Anguillidae. Gene Ontology annotation, biological process: norepinephrine metabolic process; serotonin metabolic process; protein polyubiquitination. The transcript has 5 exons.